Messenger RNA from Penicillium salamii, 543 nucleotides. The record is from the annotation of a GenBank genome assembly. NCBI's taxonomy places the organism in Eukaryota, Fungi, Ascomycota, Eurotiomycetes, Eurotiales, Aspergillaceae.
AUGAACGCAACUACACAAAAAACCCCAAAGACACCAAAGCCGGCCUCAGUGCCCAUUGUCCAAAAUAAACGUUGGCCCCCAAUGGCCAACCGCAAUGCUCUCCCUUAUAAGCUCACGCAUCUAUCCAAGGAGAAGCUCGCCCGUGAAGCUACCGCCCCCGACCCAGAUCUCCGCCGAUGUGUGGCCCACUUCCGUCUUCAUUGUGGCUCUGUGAUGUGGACGGAAAAUGAUAUGAAGUCGCGAAUCAGCUCCUUUGACUUUGAGGACACCGACGAUGAGGACGAGAUGGAAGAUAUGAAGAAUGCCGAACUCCCGGUACUCAAGUCCCGCACACCACCGGCCGAGUCCGAAGUCGAAGUCACCAAAGAACUUUCCACACCCUCCGUCCCGGAGCCCGUCGCUUCCGUGGCCACUCCAGCUACACAGCCUUCCCCUGAACACUCCGAGCAUGGUUUUUUGGAAAAGGGUCGCAAUUGUCUUGAGGCGACCUCUAAACACCUCUGGACAGGGGGGUCGUGCAUGGUGGGCCCUAUUGCGGGCUGA